Molecule: messenger RNA, 6921 nt
Organism: Suricata suricatta (meerkat)
Lineage: Eukaryota; Metazoa; Chordata; Mammalia; Carnivora; Herpestidae
Gene: PDPR
Product: pyruvate dehydrogenase phosphatase regulatory subunit
Exons: 19
Coding region: 367-3003 (878 amino acids)
Cellular component (GO): mitochondrion; cytoplasm; mitochondrial matrix
Molecular function (GO): protein binding; oxidoreductase activity
Source: RefSeq, a predicted model, not a curated record
CCCUUGCCGGGGGCCGUAAAGCGCGGAAGGUCGCGGUCUCUCGCUUCCCCGGAACCUUUUUACUCCCUCCGCCCCGCCCCCUUCCCAUUCCCAGUGCCCCCGUUCUGGCGGCGGGACCCCCAGCGACUGUUGUGGCUGCUGCCCCGCUGCCGCCGGGGUGCUGCUGACGGCGGAGCCCGCGGCGGCCCGUGAGGUGCCCAUCCUGGAUGCUGGGAGAAUCCCGAUGAAGUUGUAAUUGGUCUCAGCCCCCAGAGAGCUCCGUUAUGAGAGGAGACUAAAAACUGCCACUUACCAAGUGCCUCUCAGUGUGCAUUUGGGGGAUCUCCUCCUUGGCCGAGUGGGAGCUCCGAGCUGCUGACAGACGUGAUGUUUUCCCGGGUGCUGUCGGUGGCCCGAAGACAGAGGACCGGCCGAGGAUGGCAGAACUGGUCGUCGGGGAGAAGCGGCGUGUCAGCUGCCGAGGCGCAUUCUGUCGCCCUGCCUGCCGAGGCGCAGGUGGUCAUCUGUGGUGGUGGGAUCAUGGGCACGUCCGUGGCCUAUCACCUCUCCAAGAUGGGCUGGAAGGAUAUUGUCCUUCUGGAGCAGGGCAGGCUGGCUGCUGGCUCUACGAGGUUCUGUGCCGGCAUCCUGAGCACCGCCAGGCACUUGACCAUCGAGCAGAAGAUGGCAGACUAUUCCAACAAGCUCUACCACCAGUUAGAGCACGAAACAGGGAUCCAAACAGGUUACAUAAGGACGGGCUCCAUCUUUCUGGCCCAAACUCAGGACCGGCUCAUCUCCCUGAAGCGCAUCAACUCCAGGCUCAAUGUCAUAGGCAUCCCUUCUGAGAUCAUCUCCCCCAAGAAAGUGGCUGAGCUUCACCCUCUCCUCAACGUGCACGACCUGGUGGGGGCCAUGCAUGUCCCUGAGGAUGCGGUGGUGUCCUCUGCUGACGUGGCUCUUGCCCUGGCAAGUGCCGCCUCCCAAAAUGGUGUGCAGAUCUAUGACCGGACAAGCGUGCUUCAUGUGAUGGUCAAAAAAGGCCAAGUAACCGGCGUGGAGACCGAUAAAGGACAGAUCGAGUGCCAGUAUUUUGUCAACUGUGCUGGUCAGUGGGCAUACGAGCUGGGUCUGUCCAACGAGGAGCCGGUUAGUAUCCCAUUACAUGCCUGCGAACACUUCUACCUCCUGACUCGCCCCUGGGAGACCCCUCUGCAGAGCAACACACCAACUAUUGUGGAUGCUGAUGGGAGAAUUUAUAUCCGCAACUGGCAGGGCGGCAUCCUGUCUGGGGGCUUUGAGAAGAACCCGAAGCCAAUAUUCACCGAGGGCAAGAACCAGCUGGAGAUUCAGAAUCUGCAGGAAGACUGGGAUCACUUUGAGCCCCUGCUGAGUUCCCUCCUGCGUCGGAUGCCGGAACUGGAGACUCUGGAGAUCAUGAAGUUGGUCAACUGCCCCGAGACCUUCACCCCAGACAUGAGGUGCAUCAUGGGCGAGUCUCCGGCCGUGCAGGGCUACUUCGUCCUGGCGGGAAUGAACUCUGCUGGCCUGUCGUUUGGAGGAGGGGCUGGAAGGUACCUCGCUGAAUGGAUGGUGCAUGGUUACCCAUCUGAAAGCAUCUGGGAACUGGACCUGAAACGUUUCGGAGCCCUCCAGAGCAGCCGCACCUUUCUGCGCCACCGGGUCAUGGAGGUCAUGCCUCUGCUGUAUGAUCUGAAGGUUCCCCGUUGGGACUUCCAGACUGGGAGGCAGUUACGCACAUCUCCUCUCUAUGACCGGCUGGAUGCACAAGGAGCCAGGUGGAUGGAAAAACAUGGAUUUGAGAGGCCGAAGUACUUUGUGCCACCAGACAAGGACCUCCUGGCCCUGGAGCAGAGCAAGACCUUCUAUAAGCCAGACUGGUUUGACAUUGUGGAGUCUGAAGUCAAGUGCUGUAAGGAAGCUGUGUGUGUCAUUGACAUGUCCUCUUUCACAAAGUUCGAAAUAACAUCCACCGGGGACCAGGCCUUGGAAAUUCUUCAGUACCUCUUCUCCAAUGACCUCGAUGUCCCCGUGGGCCACAUCGUGCACACUGGCAUGCUCAAUGAGGGCGGAGGGUACGAAAAUGACUGCAGCAUAGCACGCCUCAGCAAGCGCAGUUUCUUCAUGAUCUCCCCAACCGACCAGCAGGUCCACUGUUGGGCCUGGCUUAAGAAACACAUGCCGGAGGACAGCAACCUGCUUCUGGAGGACGUCACCUGGAAAUACACUGCCCUCAACCUGAUUGGCCCUCGAGCUGUGGACGUGCUGUCUGAGCUGUCGUAUGCCCCUAUGACUCCAGACCACUUCCCAAGUCUCUUCUGCAAGGAGAUGAGCGUGGGCUACGCCAACGGGAUCCGGGUGAUGAGCAUGACUCACACCGGAGAGCCGGGAUUCAUGCUGUACAUCCCCAUAGAGUACGCCCUACACGUGUACAACGAAGUGAUGAGUGUUGGGCAGAAAUAUGGAAUCCGGAAUGCUGGCUAUUAUGCUCUUCGUAGUCUUCGAAUUGAGAAGUUCUUUGCCUUCUGGGGUCAGGAUUUAAAUACGCUCACCACCCCCCUAGAAUGUGGACGGGAAUCCCGGGUGAAACUGGACAAGGGGAUGGAUUUCAUUGGCCGGGAUGCCUUGGUGCAGCAGAAACAGAACGGGGUGUACAAACGCCUCACCAUGUUCAUCCUGGAUGAUCACGACACGGACCUGGACCUCUGGCCCUGGUGGGGAGAGCCCAUCUACCGCAACGGGCAGUACGCGGGCAAGACCACCAGCAGCGCCUACAGCUACACCCUGGAGCGCCACGUGUGCCUGGGCUUCGUGCACAAUUUUUCCGAGGACACUGGGGAAGAACAGGUGGUGACAGCCGAUUUCAUCAACCGGGGAGAGUAUGAGAUUGACAUCGCGGGACACCGGUUCCAGGCCAAGGCCAAGCUCUACCCCGUCGCCUCCCUCUUCACCCACAAGCGCCGAAAGGAUGACGUGGAGCUAAGUGACUUGCAUGGGAAGUAAUGCCAGUCCCAACCCUCUGCCUCCCAGAUAGGAUUUUAAACUUCACCGGUUUUUAAACCUUUUGCUCUGCAACCUUCCUUCUUCCACCUUCCCUCUUCCUUUUUGCAGUGCAGUUUCCCAUCUAAUACUUGCUCUGGGCUGCUCUUCCUGCCUUUCCCCCACCUCCUCCCCACGGUGACAUGAAGCAUGUGGGACAGGCAGGACAGGUAGAGACUGUACUCGUGUAAAUAGGGAGCCAGGAGUCUGAUUUCUGUACCUGCGUCUAGAAGCAGGGGAACUGGGUGUGUGCAGGCCGCGGGGCAAGUGUCUUGCUCCGUGAGGCUGACUUUUCUCGGAGGAACCUGCUCCCCUCGGCGGGUUGCUGUGUGAGAGCCCAUGCUGGGGGUUGGCACCGAUCCCUCUGCAAGAGGAUGACCAUCUACCUCACUCACGAGCGGCACCACAUGGACGUUCUCUGGUCGGUAGCAAACAGCCGACAGGCCACGUUCCGGCCUCCCUGCUGACACGGUUACUAGACUCUCGGGUCAGGGCCACCCAGCUAACAUUUCCUUCCCGUCUUGCAGAUCUCUAGGGAGAGUUGGGGGCCUGAGGAAACAAGCCAACAGUGUUUGAAAGGGAAAGACCAUGUUGCCUUUUGUGUUGAUCCUCUUAGAAAAUCGACUGCGCGGAGGUGGUUUUCUGCAGUCUGAACAGUGCUGCUGCUUUUAGCUGCGGAAAGCUUAGUCGACCCAUCUUGACCUUCUCCAGGUGCAUCUGACUUUGCCGAGUGGGUCUGCACCAGCAGGGGCAGGAGAGGGGCCAAACACUGCUGUCCCUUUGGAACAGGGAGGGUUUGCAGUCUUGGUGACCAUAGCUCUGGAAUAGAAAAUGACCUGCUAAGGUGAGGCUGGGCUGUCACUUCUGUCUACCUUUGCACUUAGUCCAAUUAGGGCAGUUUAUAUACAAAGUGCUAUCACAGAUUUGAAUGAACUUUCUUGGAAUCUUAGAAGCAUCUUAGCUCUGACAAGUCUGUAAAUCCAUUAAAGAGCCUUUCGUUGGAGUUGAGCAGCUUAGAGCUCUCGGGUGUCUGCCCACUCAGGCAUUUCUUUGGCAUCUCGGUUUACCCACUUCAUCAGAUUGAUUCCUGUAAGUAACUUCUUGUCCCUAGCCAGACAGUUCCUACUUGAUUAUUGACUGUAGUGUCUGUCCACUUUCUAAAGGAGGUCUUAGUUGAUUUACCCAGGGAGUAUGUGACUAGAAGUGUUAGGGCCUCGCUUUGUGACCGGCUGAGAGAUCCUGCCCCAGGGCAAGGCCGAUGUGGGGGAGGUGUCGCUCUGCUGGCUAGCAGAGCAGGAGCCUGCUCCAUGGAGGGGUUAGCAGCAGGGGCCCAACUGACCGAGCAAGCCAGAAACAGCCACUAUAGAGCUAAAGGGAGCCCUUCCCUGGACCACUCUCAUCUUUGAAGAAUUUGGGGCUGAAUCUAAAAGAAGUUCUAGACUUCUGUGUAUAUUACAUCUUGCCCAUAAAUAGGGGACACUUACUUAUAAGACUCUGGCAAAAUGUGUGUAUGCAGUGCCCUGACACCCUUAGCUCUUGGUACUUUCAAAUUCACCCUAGAAAUCUCCUUGGGUUAAUGGUGUGAAUCUGGCACUUGGCUCUCUUUGGUGCUAACCCUGAAGUGGAUGACUCGUUUCUGACUUCAGCAUACCUGACAGGACAUCCUCCAGUCCGUCAUUUCCAUCAUGGGUUUGCAUUGGGUGACUGCUCAUCUCUCCCUAGAGAGUUGAAGGAUCUGGAUGCUCGUGAAUGGUGGUGGGACUCGGUUUCAGAUGGCUGGUGCUUUUUUCUCUGUGCAGUGAUCCUUCAUUACCUCUUAGGUCUCUUGAGGGAGGGGCUCUGUGUUGUUGCUCUAGCUUGUCCACAUAUUCAACUGAAGAAUCUUUUUGAAUCUGGAAAUACAAAGCAUGCCAGCCUCAGAUGAACACAGCAGCAAGGGACAAGAUGCACCUGCUUGGCUAGCCUACCUGAUGUCCUGUGACCUGUGCUCGAGUCACCACACUACAUGUCUAGUGCUCCAGCGGAGGGGGGUGCUGUACCCCCAAAUAUGAGAUGCGUUCAGAGCAGGGGCCCAGAGACCACUGAGCCCAGUGAGGACCCUCAGUUACCCUGUUUCCACAGGAGGAGAGUCCAGCCACUUGGACUCUAACCAGGAGACAGGCUGUCCCUGGAUUCUGCCUCCUUAAACAGACCAACAGUUUCACCUCUUGCCCUUCUUUCUAAAAGUGGAAAGAAUGGAAACUAAUUUGACAAUAAACUACUUACAGAUUUUUAAAAAGAUUACAAAACAAAAUAAAAGUGGAAAGUAACUCCUGCUUUCUCCCUUACCCUGCCUCUGAACGCAUUUGAAAGGCUAACCCCCCCCACCCCCACGGAAGCAGCAGGAAUGACAGUUUUCUAUAAAUGGUUUUGCUUCAUCAAAGCGAGAACCAGUCACCUUGAUGUCUGGCUGUUUCUCGUCUGCCUGAUGUGCCGGCACCUGAGCGAGUCUUCACCGUCCUCUGCCGCCCUGUGCAAGAGAAGAGGGAUCUUCUGUAAGGUGCACACAGCAGCUUACACAACUGCACGGGCUUUGCUUUCAGGGGUUAGCAACCAGGUUAUGUUCUGUCUUCCUGGAGCUGCUUGGCCACUAUAAUCAGCAAGGGUCCCCUUUAGUAUCUAAGGUGGGGGUUUGGUCACUAGCACUUCAUACUGAAGAACUUUCCAUGGUUUUCAUCUCCUUUCUGCACACCGCCCUUACCCCACAUCCCUCCCGAACUUGACAGCAGCAGCUUUUCAUCAGCCUGAGAAAGGGAAAAUAUUCAUGAGUCAAGACUUGUCAUUUGCAGGCACAUGGAUUCAGGAGAAACACAGCAGAGGGGGCGAUGUGGCAGGUGAGUCUGAGGCACCACCCAUGUCCGGCCGUGAGCUGGGAGCAAGCUGUGCUUCUCCCGCCACCCCCCCCCCGGCCUCACGUUACGGUGCUGAGUGUAAGGCUCCUCCAUCAUCCGCACAGGACUUGGGUUUGCACUCCUCCAUCACUACAGAUGCACUAUUUUUCAAGAGAACUAUUUUUGUAUGUCUUUGCCUUCUCUUUGUCCAUGAGACGCCAGAGUUAUUCAUUGUACAAUGAUUCUUCACUUCUCUGAGCACAGAAUCUGCAUCCCUUGGAGAAUUACACAUUUCUUCAUGGGCUUUUUUCCUCUUAUUUAGAUGUACCUUUUUUUAUCCUUUGCAAACCUUCUGCCUUCUUGGGUUUCUGUCUCUAAAGGAUAGAAAUUACAAGGAGCGAGGAGGAUAUUUUUAGUAUCUGUUUCAAAGAUGUAUGCCGGGAUUUCCUCUGCACACCAGGAACUGGAGCUCGGAGCACCUCUCUUCUCCGAGCCCUGUUCUCGUGCCUUCCACCAGAAUGGCCCACGGUGGAUGUAGGCAGGAAGGACAAAAGAAACUGCACUCACUCUGAGGGUUUCCCAUCCACCCCCCCAUAGCUUCCCUUCCCCCCAAUCAAACAGGGAUAGAAAGUUUCUGCAUCUUGUUUCAAUCAAGGACUUUCUAGCAGCACAGCUAACACUUCACUCUCCAGUCUGCUCUUGGGACACAGGAAAAUGCCAUUGUAAUUAGCGUACAGUGCUGUGACUCCUAUUUACACUUAUAAAUGUGCAGUUCACUCAGCCCCUUUCUGUGUGUAGUGACAGGUGCUGCUUGGUCAUGGGAGGCACUUCAUGGGGUGGGGUCUUUCUCAGGAGCCCUGGUGACUUUAGGUCCCCAGGGGAACUGAGCAUUUCUGUCUCCAUGAAUGUGGUAUUAACAUCAUACCCUGUAUUUCUAUCUAAUUGGAUUCCAAUUAAGAUGUUCUCUUCAUGCUACUACGUUUGUAAAUGAAUAAACAGACAUUUUAAUUAC